Messenger RNA from Lindgomyces ingoldianus, 1974 nucleotides. RefSeq lists its product as uncharacterized. Lineage: Eukaryota; Fungi; Ascomycota; Dothideomycetes; Pleosporales; Lindgomycetaceae. The transcript is spliced from 6 exons. The record is from RefSeq and is a predicted model, not a curated record. Bases 164 to 1813 code for a protein of 549 amino acids. Gene Ontology annotation, molecular function: protein binding. Gene Ontology annotation, cellular component: nucleus.
CUCUUCCCCGCCAAAGUUCUUCUAUUCUAGGCCAGCUAAUCCCGAGAGGGGCGGGGGGCGCUUGCCGCUUCAAAAACUGCGGCACAGCUCUGCUGCCUUUUUUCUCUAGCCUUUCCAACCGAAGCGCGGAAUUUGACCAAGACCAAAGACAGUGGAACUAGAAAUGCACAACGUCUUGAGCAGAAAGAUUAAAGGGCUCGAAGAGCUUCAAAGGUGUUUACCCGACCAGCCAUACAGCAUAAUCCUGCGGCUGAAGCUCGCGAAAGCAUUCAAAGCAUUGGGAUACCCAGACCUUGCAGUUGGCGAUGCGUACAAAGCCCUUCUACUCAUUGACGAGGUUCUAGGCGAAGGCGAAUACUAUGAAGAGGCAUUGCGGACGGCCAAGUCUGACUUGGAAUCCAUACAAGCAAACACUGCCCAAGAUGCCUUCGAGGUUGAAGACCAAAAUGCCGUCGACUGGGCAAAGACGUCUUGUUCUGAAUGCGCGUAUGAAAUCCUUGUAAGCUGUCUCAUAGACUGCGGGUGUCUGCGAAGCGCUUUCAAAUACAAUUCCAGAGCGCUCCGGGAAUUUCCCAAUACCGACCAUUUCAAGUCGUAUCGAGAGAUCUUAGCAUUCAAAGUCAAGUCCUAUUUCGAGGCCAAUGGAGAGACACUCGAUGUAGCAGAUAUCGAGGAGUAUCCAGACAAAGGACUUGUCCGCCGCGAACUUUAUCCAUGGAACCACCAUGAACCUAAUAGGUUUUCACCGGAAACCAUAAGACUUCUCAACGAGGAGAUGAAAAGUGCUGGUCCGAAGCUAGAGGUUAAAGUAACAACCCUUCCUCUCCUAGCAUCCUGGAACCCAACUUCGAGCCAAGUUAAGCAGCUAGGAAUUUUUGCCAAGGAGGAAGUAUCUCCUGGUGAGCUUAUUCUUCGGGAGAAAUCAUUGUUGACGGCAGUAGCAAGGCUCCACGAGUUUUACUGCGAUGCCUGCAGCAAGAAGCUUGACGAAGAUGCCGUUACGCUCACUUGCGAUGACUGUAAUGAAGUCUUCUUUUGCAGUGAAGAGUGCCUGGAACUAGCUCAAUCACAAUACCACCCGGUUCUCUGCGGAGUCAGUUUCGAAAAGAAAGCCCGCCCCAGCGAAGCGCCGGACGUGUUGUAUAGUCUCCUCCUCAUCCGCGCUAUGGCUUUAGCAGAGGUGCAGGGCGCGCACCCACUCGAUCUAAAGGAGGUACGCUAUAUAUGGGGAGACUACCAUGGUCUCAACCUCGAUCGAAUAUCUUGUGUGGAUAGUGAAGAAUACCCCAAAGACCCUUUCCGAUCAGUUCCCCAAACGCUACCGUUCUCCUUCAAUCUCAAUGUCUUAAACCCGCUAAAUAUCCUCUUGAAGAUGGAUGUCAACAUAUUUGAGCAGAGUCAUCGAUACGACACCUGGAUCUUCAACACGCUCUAUGCAAAGUUUCGGGGUACGGCAUCUGCAGAACAAGGUCGCGAUGGUCGCCCAGAGAUCGGAGCUGUUCAUCCUCUUUGGUCUUUGGCCAACCAUAGCUGCAACCCUAAUGUGACCUGGGAAUGGCAAGGAAGCAUCAAGUUUUUAGUUCGAGAUAGUUUAGUGGAAUGGAAGGGAGGAGAACCUAAACAUCAAUCAGGCCUGCUCGCCGGAGAGGAGGUGUUAAGUCAUUACUGCGAUGUCACACUUCCUGUUAAGGAGAGACGGGAGUGGGCUGCUGGAGCGCUGGGUGGUGAAUGUGUAUGUGCAAGGUGUUUGUGGGAGGAAGCCGAAGAGAACAAAGACAAAGAUGACACUGCGAAACUUCAGCCUCGUGCUUGAGGCACAGUAAAGCUCUUUUCGCGGACUUGCACCCUGCCACUGAGCGGGGACCCCAUCUCAGGAUAGAGCCUGAAUCUCCGCGUCUAUACACUCUUGUCAAGGGCCCUGACUUCAUCUCAAGACUGUGGCCCGUUUUCAGGUCCUUGGCAGUCCAGAACACG